This is a messenger RNA of Anguilla rostrata (American eel), 1323 nucleotides long. RefSeq names its product adenosine deaminase 2-A-like. Lineage: Eukaryota; Metazoa; Chordata; Actinopteri; Anguilliformes; Anguillidae. The transcript has 8 exons. The record is from RefSeq and is a predicted model, not a curated record. Bases 169 to 1323 code for a protein of 384 amino acids. Gene Ontology annotation, molecular function: adenosine deaminase activity. Gene Ontology annotation, biological process: adenosine catabolic process; inosine biosynthetic process.
GAAGUGAAGCCGAGGAUGUGACGUUUACGUGUAUUUAGCCUGCGAGCGAGUAGGGAUAAAAGCAGUGGGUAAAACCUGAACGUGAACAGAUGUAGGCUACUUCUCUUUAAGCAGCACUGCUGACCUAAAUACUACAUCGGAGAUCCCCGCAUAAACGCAGCCUACAGCAUGGCACUGCUGUCCUCCCUGCAUGGUUCCCAGGUAACUCUGCUGUCAGUGUUGCUGCUAUGCUGGGCAGGUGUGUGUGGCGGGAUCCCAGACCCUCGCCAGAGAGAAUUACUGAUACAGCAGGAGGCCUCCCGACAAACAGGGGGCACUGUUGUGCUGACAGAGGCUGAGCGGAGGCUGAGUGCUCAGCUACACAAGUUGAAACAGCAGGAAGUGGAGGGGCCACAAUUCCCUCCAGCAUUGCACUUCUUCAAAGCCCUACCCCUCAUCCAGCGGAGCCCAGUCUUUAGGCUGCUACAGAAGAUGCCCAAAGGGGCUGCUCUGCACAUCCACGAUUUUGCUGUGGUGGGGGUGGAAUGGCUGGUGAAGAACGUGACCUACAGGCCGCACUGUUAUAUCUGCUUCACCGCAAGCCAAUCGGUGCGCUUCCGCUUCUCUGCCAAGCAGCCCCGCCCCCUUCCGCAGUGUUCUGCUUGGGUGCUGCUGGAGACACUGAGGGGAAAGGUGGACAACACCACCGACCUGGACAACAGCCUGAUGCAGAACCUCACGCUGUUCACAGAUGACCCUGUGAAUGCCUACCCGAGCCAAGACAUUGUGUGGAGGAGGUUUGAGGAGACGUUUAUGGCAGCCUUAGGGCUGGUCACCCAUGCACCCGUGUUCAAGGACUAUUUCUACGAGGGUCUGCAGCAGUUCUACAUGGAUAAUGUCAUGUAUUUGGAGCUGAGGGCUUUGCUGCCAAUGACGUACGAGCUCGAUGGAAAUUGGCAUGACAGGGCCUGGAGCCUGAAGGCCUAUCAGGAUGUAGCCAGGCAGUUUGUGACUGAACAUCCUGACUUCCUGGGAGCUCGAGUCAUAUUCACUGCUCACAGGGGUUUGAACUUGACUGAGGCAAAAGCUAUAGUGGAAGAGGCCAUGCAACUACAGAAAAAGUUUCCGGAGGUCAUGGCAGGAUUUGAUCUGGUGGGGCAUAAGGAUGGAGGGAGACCCCUCUGGUACUUCAGGGAGGCCUUGUCCCUGCCAGCAGAGCUUGGAGUCACCCUGCCCUACUUCUUCCACGCAGGAGAGACAGCGAAGCAUGGCACAGACGUGGUGGAAAACAUCGGUAUCAUUUCAACCAAUCCGCUUCGCGAGAAAACCCUGACAGACAAAUGA